Molecule: messenger RNA, 902 nt
Organism: Aspergillus heteromorphus CBS 117.55
Lineage: Eukaryota; Fungi; Ascomycota; Eurotiomycetes; Eurotiales; Aspergillaceae
Product: spliceosome assembly protein PRP11
Exons: 2
Coding region: 9-725 (238 amino acids)
Biological process (GO): spliceosomal complex assembly
Cellular component (GO): nucleus; U2-type prespliceosome; catalytic step 2 spliceosome
Molecular function (GO): nucleic acid binding; zinc ion binding
Source: RefSeq, a predicted model, not a curated record
CCGACACGAUGGAUUACCAGAACCGCGCCGGAUCGAAAUUCGGCGGCGGCGGCGUCGCCUCGCACUCCGCCACGAACGCCGACCGACGCGAACGUCUACGCAAGCUCGCCCUCGAGACGAUCGACCUCGACAAAGACCCCUACUUCUUCAAGAACCAUGUGGGCAGCUUUGAAUGCCGACUCUGUCUGACGGUACACCAAAACGACGGGUCCUACCUGGCACACACGCAGGGACGCAAGCACCAAACGAAUCUUGCACGGCGCGCGGCGCGCGAACAGCGCGAGGGCAAGAACCAGGACCCGUCGUCGCUGCCCGGGGCGAUGGGUGUGCAGGUGAAGAAGCAGACGAUCAAGAUCGGACGGCCGGGGUACAAGAUCACGAAGAUCCGGGACCCGUUGACGCGGCAGUUGGGGAUGCUGUUCCAGUUGCAGUAUCAGGAGAUCACGCCGGGGGUGGUGCCCAAAGUGCGGUUCAUGUCGGCGUUCGAGCAGAAGGUCGAGGAGCCCCCGGACAAGAGUUUUCAGUAUCUGGUCGUCGCGGCGGAGCCGUAUCAGACUUGUGGGUUUAAGUUGCAGGCCAGGGAGAUUGAUCGCCGCGAGGGCAGGUAUUGGACUUGGUUCGAUGAGGACAGUAAGGAGUUUUGGGUCCAGAUUAUGUUCAAGACUGAGCGUGAGGAGAGGUUCUCUGGUGUGCCCGGGUUGGCGCCUAUGGAGUCGAAGGCUUAAUUGGUUUGAUGAUGACAUGGUGGCUGCAGCUUGGGGUGGGGGAUGGUGGGGAGGAGUGAAUAUGCUUGGUUUUUAAAGGGCUUUGCUGGGCGUUUUUACGGUUUCUGUUCAGGCAAAAUGAUUGUUCAUUUUUCUUCUUGAUCAUUGUGUUAUCUCGGAUUAGAGCGGCUUUCCAUC